Molecule: messenger RNA, 1206 nt
Organism: Endocarpon pusillum Z07020
Lineage: Eukaryota; Fungi; Ascomycota; Eurotiomycetes; Verrucariales; Verrucariaceae
Exons: 5
Coding region: 1-1206 (401 amino acids)
Cellular component (GO): mitochondrion
Molecular function (GO): homocitrate synthase activity
Source: RefSeq, a predicted model, not a curated record
AUGGGGAAAUUGAAAAGCAAGGACCGGCAAGCUCGUUCAUCUUCUCGACCUGUACCGCGGACCUCUAAGGCUUCUGAAGCUUCGCAACAACAAGAACAGCAACAGCAACGCCCUCCGUCAUCUCGACCCCGACUACAAGGUCCUAUCGUUUACCCGCAUCAACUAAGAGCUCAAUUUGCCACCGGCUCCUCAGACCCCGACGCUUCGAUCUCCCUGGCAAAUAUGCUGGCCUACACAUAUUCUGAUGAGGCGAUGCAGGCCGAUAUGCGCGCCGCCUCCCCCUUGCUGCGUCAUGCGAUCGCCUACCGCUCUGCCAGCGAACAAGAGAGACGACGAAUGAAAGAAUCUCUACCAGACGUGGUAGAGCAGGAGAAGAGGCGGACCAGCCCCAUGCUACAGCAAGUCGCUUUUCACCGGCCUUACGUGGCGGCCAAGUGUCCCACCGGCGGGGUCAAAGUGCCAGGGCAUGGAGACGGCACAGUGCGCGAGGACGAAGAUCAUGACGAGGGCGCUGUCACCGAGGCCUCCUCACUAUGCUCUUCUUGCAACUUUUCCAACUUCAGAAUCAUAGACAGCACAUUGCGCGAGGGCGAACAGUUUGCAACGGCCUUCUUCGACACAGCACAGAAGAUCAAAAUCGCCAAAGCACUGGAUGACUUUGGAGUAGAAUAUAUCGAGUUGACGUCGCCGGCUGCUUCUGAACAGCAGGUCGAGUUCACGUUUUAUGGACCUCUCGGUAACGAAGGGUUAGAUUUUGACCCACAUCCGGUGCCACAUGGACGACGCAAGGAUAGCCGUUCAACAGGCGUCGAUGGAAUCAAUGUUGCUAUCGGCACUUCUUCCCACCUCAUGAAGCAUUCUCACAACAAGGACUUAGCAUACAUUUCCAUCAAAGCCAACAAGGUUAUCGAAUACGUUAAAGCGCAUAAUCUUGAGAUCCGCUUCUCUGGGGAAGACUCCUUUCGCUCGGAUUUUGCUGAGAUUCUAAAGCUUUACUCUUCCGUCGAUCGAUUGGGAGCCAAUCGUGUGGGUAUCGCCGAUACUGUGGGCUCUGCCACACCGAGAGAAGUCUUCGAUAAGAUCGACUGCGCAAAGUCGUGGGCUGUGACAUCGAGACUCAUUUCCACAAUGACACAGGGUGUGCUAUCGCGAACGCCUACUGCGCUCUCGAAUCUGGAGCCACGCACAUCGACACUACAGUGCUAG